AUAUAUCUGCUUUUAAAACUUCUGUUGUCUUAGCACAGUGGUUCUCCAAGGUGUGGCAGGAGAGGAUGGCCACUGUGAACUGUGGCGGGAAGAUUCAAGGACAAUCAAUUAUUUCAGUAUAGUAUAACAUCAAAAUAAUUAUUUUUAUUAGCAGAAUAUGGAUAGAUGUCUUUUCAAAAUGAGAGCAAGAACACUAAAGGAUACAGAGGACAAUCUUAGUUGUGUUCCAGAAUCGCGUUUAGAACAGAGUGCUGGAGAAAACUUGUUUAUAAUUAUUUUUUUGGGAAUGAUUCAUGUUCUUAUACUUUCUGGAUGCCCCAUGAUCAUAUUAUAAAGUGGUUGUGUUCUAUGUUAUAAAUCAAGCACUGCCAGGAGUUGUUUCAUUUUGUUUUCCAGUAAAAAAUAAAAAAUAGGUGUAGGGGAAACAAAUUUGUAUUCUGAAAGUGUGGCCCAGAGAAAAAACUUGAGAACCACUGCUUUAGCAAAAUCUAAAGCUUGUUUAUCUUUUGAAGACUAACUUAAAAAUGGGAGUGGAAUAUAUAUUUAGAAAUAAAAUUAACUGUUCUAGCAUUAGGAUGAAAACUAAAAUCAUUAUACAAUGAAUGAAGGUUCUUUAAUAUUUGAGCAAAUGGUAAAUACUAGUCUGAUUAACUGGUUGUCUUAAUUGAAAAAUGCAAAUUAGGGAUCAGAAUUAAUAUGUAAAUGAUGAAGAUAAUGUACCCUUUAAAACCCUUAAAACACAAUUAUUUAUAAAGUUUGCUGCAAGCAACCUUAUGGCAAAUUUCCUAAAGAUGGUAAGCUACUGUUAGACUGAAAAUUCUGUACUGUGUGGCAGAAACAAUUAUCCAGGUUAUUUUUGAUUUGAUCUUCCUAGAACAGAAAGCCACAUGUCAGUAUUUGUUCACUGUAUUGAUGGUAGCAAAACCAGAUGUACUUGCACAACACUACUGAUUUCUGUAAUGGGUAUAAAAAUAUGGCCAAGAUGUUCUGACCUUGUGAUAUGUGUUAUUGAUGGAGAUCCAGGCAUUGUGUUAUUGAUGGAGAUCCAGCCAUAAAUCAGCUAAUGGUUGCCAAAGCAUUUUAAAUAAAGCUGGGUGAGAUGUUGGCUGCUUUUUAAAAAAUAGUGAAGCUGUUGAAUACUCAAGAGAAUGAGCAUCAUAUCUCAACUGCAGAGUUGCAAAUUUAGAGAGCUUAGAAAGUAAGAUCUUAAUUACACUAUAUAGGAAAACAAAUAUUCCCAGAAGUAUUAAUUGCUCCUUUUAGUUGCCUUAAGGAUUUCAAGAGAUUGAAAUAUAUAAGUGCACCCUUUAUGGUUAUUUCAUUAACAGAAUGUACCGGUAGUUUCAUGCUCUAAUGCCCUCAAGUCAGGGCUUAAGGAAGGAUGAAUAGGAAGGUGUGUCCUUACUUUAUACUGUCAGGAAAUGGUUUGAUGGUAAGAACAAUUAUUGCAAAGCUGCUGAUGUAAAUAGACUAGAGAAAAUGUUUGAAGAGAAGUCCAAUUCAGGGGUCGGCAACCUAAAGCCACAAGUGGCCCACAGGGGUUGUUUAACUGGCCCAUGAGCCACCCCUGAACCGAGCCCUCCGCUCGGCGAGUCUCCGCGCGCUACGCUAAACCAGCGCGGCGCUGGAAAUUGGGGGGGGGGCAUGAUCCAGGCCACAGAUGGAUCUCUGCUGGAGUGAACUGGCCCAGGCGAGAUAAACUUUGCUGACCCCUGGUCUAAUUUUUUAUCAAUCAGAAGCGAUUCUAAGUACAAUGAGGGUCCCCAAAACACAAUUCAACCACUGACAAAUCCCAGUUCCAUUUAAAAGUGAAUAUAAAUUCUCAUUUAAACAAAAUACCCUUACAGUGGUGCCUUGACUUACGAAUUUAAUCAGUUCCGAAGGCACCUUCAUAAGUCGAUAAAUUCAACAGUCGAAAAACGCCAUUGGAAGCAACCCUAUCUAAGUCGAAGCAACCCUAUCUAAAAAUUCGUGAGUCGAAAAAUCCCUAUCUAAAACCGCCAUGGUUUUUUCCGGAUGUCGAGACAUUCGUAAGCGCGUGGCCAUUACCCCCAUUCGUAAGUCAAAAAAUCGGUUGUCGAGUCGUUCGUAAGUCGAGGUACCACUGUACAUGUAUAAGUUAUGGUUACCCUAUUGUAUGUAUCAACAUCCUGAUAAUGGAGCACUGGUUAAAAUCUAUUUAAACAAAUUGCAAACGUGAGCCAGAGGAACAGCUGAGCUGACAGGCGACUCCCCAUUAACAAGGGGGUUUCAUUCCGAAUCCCAACGUAAGUUGGUGAAAUUAGGUAAAAUGGGGAGUUGCCUUUCAGCUGUAUAUUGUAAUUUGAACUUUUUAUGGGCAUGCUUGUAAUGUAUUUGCAAACACCACUGUCUAUAGUGCUUCUGGAAAUUUAGGCUUGCAGCAUAACCUUAUGUUGGAUGUGAUUGAAUCUUGGUCACUGAUUAUCUAUUCAGCUCUGUUUUUGCCCCCCCCCCUGUUGCUUAGCACCUCUCCCUCUCACAAAACAAUAGGCUAAUGAUAAUCCAAGGCUUCUGGUCACAAAAUGCAUAUGCCUCUCUUUCGAGAGACAGUAUGAGGCAGCUGAGAGAUUAAUAAGUUUCUGCUUUAUUUAACUACCUAGAAGCUAUUCAAAGUGGUGAGGGGGGGGUACCUACCAUGAACAGAAGUUUAUAUAGAGCUCAAUUUACUUGAAUUCCAAGUGUUCAUAGAAGAAAAAAUAUAAGCUUGAACUUAACUAGAUUCUUAUUGAUGUUUCCAAGAAUCCAAUUACAUUUACUUAUGAAAUUUCUAUGCUGCAUUUCCUUGUUAGCAUCCAACAAAUGCUUACAGCAAUAUAAAAUGCACAAUGCAAUAAGAAUAGUAAAAUAAAAAUAACAAAAGAGCAUAUUUUAUUCACUUGCUUAAAAAGCAUUUUUACCCUGCUCUUCAGUUGAAAAAGGUGCCAGCACUACUUGCAAUGAUCAGAAAUGCUGCAGUCCUUGCCUCAGGCUUAUAAUAUAAGUGACGGAGCACAAAUGGAAAAGGGAUUGGUAUGCACUAGUUCUUAAUUAAUAACUUCAGUGGGUAGUAAUUCAGUGGUCUUAGAGGCUAACAGUACAAUCCUAUACAUGUCUCUACUCAGACGUUUGUUCCGUUGAGUUCAGUGGAGCAUACUGCCAGAUAAAGAGGUGCAGAUUUGAAACCUAAGGAUUCCAUAAAAAAAACCUCAGUAGAACUAAGCUGGGAUCAUCUUGGGUGCUGUAAAGCCUAAUUUUAGCACAUAUUGAUAAUUGAGUUAGACUUCUUUGAAAAGCUUUUAUGGCUUUCAUGAGCUAAAACCUAUUUGGGGGAUCUGAGCAACAUAAUACAAUAAUGUAAUUAUUCAGUGUGUUAAGAUAAUACUCUGGAACUGAACAAAACCAGAAGGUUGACAUUUUUUGGACCAAAAUGUUCAAGAGGACAUUAUUUUAUAUGCUAAGUUUGAUCUUGAAGCAAGGAUGUUUCUCUAGGAAAAGUAAAGGUACAUGGGGACUCACUGGAGGUGUAGGUUUUUCGCCAACAAGCUCCAUGUGAUCUCUGACUGUUUCUGUGCUAUAAUACAACAGUAUGGAUGUUGUUGAAUAAUACUAAUUUCUCUCCAGCUUCUCCCUUGAUUCAUUCCAGCACACAAGGAGGACUUACAGCUUCAGGAAACAUCCAGGAAACUAGCAGUAGUAUGGAAAAGUGAGACUACUAAUAAUCCUAAGAAUAAAUACAUUUUGAUCCACGGCCUCCUAACUAAGUCUGUCAGAAUUUAUGUAUGUUUUAGAAUAUCUUUUAGACAAGGGGGGGAAGUCCCAGCCACCCCACAAGUCAAAAUCUAUUUUUCUGUUUGCAGUGGAGACUGGCGUCUCAGCAAGGAAUAAACAAGAAAUGGUGGUAUUUCAAAGUAAUUUAAUAUAACACAAUUGACAAUACAGGUCAGUUUGGAAAUCUGGAAGAUGAGUAUGAUUGUUAAGCUAAUACUAUGCUUCUUAAGGAUAGUUGCUUGUAACUGCCCAAUUUGAAUGGUACUGCAUUUAUUCAUUGUGUUACUAAAGAAUUUCAUGGAAACAUGCAUAUAGAAAUGGAUGGCGUACUAAGAAACUCUUUGCCCCACAUUAUUGAAAUAAUAGGUGAUAUUAUUUAGCCACUUUGUGUAAUAUAUACAGCUUCAAUUUGAAUCUUUGUUUUUGUCCCAGGAUGAAGACGAUUGUGAAGAUGGCUUGCCUAAGGAAUUUUAAAAGGUGCAGACCACCUGAUUGAAGAUGGUGGUUCUGUGUCUUAUCCCAUUUGAUAAGUAAAUUGCCACUGUUCCAUAAGCAAGUCAUGAUUACGUUAACUGAACUCAGAUGUUUAGCAGAUGCCCAAUCAUCAUACCACAUCCUGAAACCAUGGUGGGAUGUCUUCUGCUAUUACCUCACCAUGAUAAUGCUGCUUGUUGCUGUCCUUGCUGGAGCUCUCCAACUCACUCAAACUAGAUUGUUAUGUUGUCUUCCUUGCAAGCUUGAGUUUGACAAUCAUUGUGCAGUGCCUUGGGAUCUGGUGAAAAACAACCUUAAUGUAUCCUCCAGCUCUGCAGCGCCAAUAGUGCUCCCUCUUAGAAUCCAGAAUUACCUUCAUCGACAGCAGUAUUCUUACAUUGAUGCUGUGUGUUACGAGAGAGAACUUCACUGGUUUGCCAAAUUUUUCCCAUACUUAGUGCUUCUUCAUACUUUCAUUUUUGCUGCUUGCAGUAAUUUUUGGCUUUACUAUCCCAGCACAAGUUCAAGGCUGGAACACUUUGUAGCCAUACUACACAAAUGUUUUGAUUCUCCCUGGACAACACGUGCCCUGUCGGAAACAGUUGCUGAACAGUCUGUGAGGCCUCAGCCAUUCUCCAAAUCUAAGACCUUUCUUUCCUCUCCAAGCAACAUAGCUGAAUUGGAGAGCAAACGGCAGUCUGUCUCCUACUCACAGACAGGGCUGGAAACAGCUGGAAGAGAGAGCUCUUCAAAUGUUCUAGACAGAAAAGAAGGGGAGCAAGCAAAAUCAAUAUUUGAAAAAGUCAAAAGAUUCAGGCUGCAUGUUGAACAGAAGGAUAUCAUCUAUCGUGUGUAUCUAAAACAGAUUGUGAUCAAGGUCAUUGUAUUUAUAUUAAUAAUGAUUUAUGUUCCCUAUUAUUUAACCUUUAUUACACUAGAAAUUGACUGUGUGGCUGAUAUUCAAGUCUUUACUGGCUACAAGAGAUACCAGUGUGUUUAUUCACUGGCAGAAAUUUUUAAAGUGCUAGCUUCAUUUUAUGUUAUCGUGGUGAUCUUGUAUGGCCUGACGUGCACUUACAGUUUGUUAUGGAUGCUGAGAAGUUCACUCAAACAAUAUUCUUUUGAGAAGCUGAGGGAGCAAAGUAAUUACAGUGAUAUUCCUGAUGUAAAAAAUGACUUUGCCUUCAUUCUUCACCUAGCAGACCAGUAUGAUCCUCUGUAUUCAAAACGGUUCUCAAUAUUCCUCUCUGAGGUGAGUGAAAACAAGUUGAAGCAGAUCAGUCUAAAUAACGAGUGGUCUUUAGAGAGAUUGAAAAGCAAACUGGUACGAAAUUCCCAGGAGAAGAUGGAACUUCACCUUUUUAUGCUUAGUGGUCUUCCAGAUGACAUCUUUGAACUCACUGAGAUAGAAGUUCUAACCCUAGAACUUAUUCCUGAGGUUAAGCUUCCUGCAUCUGUAAACCAGCUACCCAAUCUCAAGGAAUUGAACAUUUAUCAUUCAUCAUUAACUGUGGAAUUUCCAGCACUGCACUUCUUAGAAGAGAAUCUAAAAAUCCUGCGUCUAAAGUUGGCUGAUAUGGGAAAGAUUCCACGUUGGAUCUUCUAUCUAAGAAACUUGCAGGAAUUGUAUUUGACUGGAUGUUAUAUGCUAGAAAACCAGAAUGGCCUCUACAACGAGGGCUUUCAGGAUCUUGUGAAUCUGAAAACAAUUCACUUAAAGAAUAGCCUUUCCCGCAUACCUCAGGUGGUUACAGACCAGUUGCCUUCACUACAAAAAUUAUCUAUUGACAACGAGGGGAAAAAACUUCUAGUGUUGACCAACUUGAAGAAAUUGCUUAACCUGAGAACUUUGGAAUUGAUCAGCUGUGACUUGGAGCGCAUUCCACAUUCUAUCUUUAGCCUGAACUAUUUGCAUGAAAUAGACUUAAAAGACAAUAAUAUACGAACAGUAGAAGAAAUCAUUAGUUUUCAACACCUUGAGAACCUUUCUUGCCUGAAAUUGUGGCACAACACCAUCUCUUACAUCCCAGUGCAGAUUGGAGCUUUAGCAAACCUGGAGCAGCUCUAUUUAAAUCAUAACAACAUAAAAAAAAUUCCACCACAACUUUUCCUUUGCCUAAAGCUACAUUAUUUGGACCUUAGUUAUAACAAGCUAACAUCCAUUCCGCAUGAAAUCCAGUAUUUAACGAACCUACAGUACCUAGCUGUGACAAAGAAUCACAUUGAGGCACUUCCAAAUGAAUUAUUUCAGUGCAGAAAGCUACAAUAUCUCCUACUGGGACAUAACAGCCUGAUGCAUUUGUCCCCUAAAGUUGGGGAACUCUCCAACCUUGUUCAGCUGGAGCUUAAAGGAAACUACCUGGAGUUGCUGCCUGCCGAACUGGAAGAAUGUAACUCUUUGAAACGGAGCUGCUUAAUUGUAGAAGAACACUUGCUAAAAACUCUCCCCCUUAGGGUAACAGAGCAUAUGCAAAUGUGCUUGGACAAAGUCUGAGCUUGAGAUUCUCUGCAGAGCAACAAAUUCCUCUUGAGAGUUUUAAAUUAUAGCUCUAAAGGAAGUAUAGCUAGCAAGAAGGGAAAUGCAAGGGGGUUGUUGAUUUUACUGCAGCUCUGUGCAUUGACCCAAGUUUCUGCUGAUAAAAAACCCACACACACAUUUAAAUCUUAAUCAAACAAAAAUAAAUAUUAGGCAAGUAUAUGUAUACAUAUAUACCAUGAAUAAUUUGAAACUGGAAUUAAAGAGUGAAAGUUAAGUGGAUAGCGUAAUCGUGGUUUUGAGUGACUGGGAAAGGUGACUAUAUAGUUUGUCUGAGUCUAGUAAGGGUCGUUUUCCCAUAACAUUUUAUUGUGUAGUUUUCAACAAAUGACUGUAAAGACCAACAAACAUAGGGUGAUAUCCAAUUGUUUUAUCCUUCUUGCAAAGUGGACUUCUAUAUUUGCAAACAGGACGUACCAUUUCUCCCACUUUGCAGCUCCUCAUGUGCCCUCAAAAUCUGCUUUGGAGGGUUGGAGGAUCCUCCACAGCAGAUUGGAUGUGGACUGCAAGAGGAGGGGAGGGAGAAGUGUAAUCGAAUGCAGCAAUAGACAACUCUGGAUCUCACCCAUAGCUUUUCACAUUCGCCAUGAUUGGGUGUUGGUGACAGUGGGAGGGUCUUUGUGAAGACUAUCCUAUAUAAAACACCACUCUUUUUUUAUACUGGGGAAAUGAUUUCAAAGUUGAGUUUUACAACAGGAGAUGAUACUUUUGUUUAUAAAUAACUAAGAAAUUUCUGAAGAAUUGUUCCUUAACACAAGCUUAAUACUAAUCAUUAAAACACCAGUGUUCUCCCUAUUUGCUUGUAACUUGACAUACAUAUUUGAAAUCUCCUCCCAGUAGUGCAUCAGAACUCCAAUUAGGGAGAUGUAAGAAAAUACCAAAAGACGGUGGGGGUGGCACUGUGGGGCCUGCAGCGCACCCGAGCCAUGUGUCUCUCCUGAGAGUGACGAGGUGGCUUGGGUGCCUGCAGGCCCCGUGGUGCGGCGCCCAGUGCGCCCGCCCCCUGCCCCUCCUGGCUACGUCUCUGAGUUGGAUAUCAUCUUCUGCUUGUGCAUAGUGGAAUACAACUGGACCUGAUUUAAAAAUGAAACCUUGGACAACUAUGCAAAUAGUUCUAACACAAUAUUUGUCACCCGUUUUGUGUUAUGAUUAAUGUGUGUGUUUACAUACACAAGGACAGUUUUCUAGUGCUUGUCUCUAAUCCUGAGGCAAGCAGUAGAACCUUAAUAUAUCACGUAGAUGGUCAUUUUCAAUAUCUGGCUAUUUAUUUAUUUUUUAGUCUUUUGGUACUUUCUUACAUCUCCCCAAUUGGAGUUCUGAUGCACUACUGGGAGGAGAUUUCAAAUAUGUAUGUCAAGUUACAAGCAAAUAAGGGGAACACAGCUGUUUUAAGCUUUACAGAUAACGUAGAGUCUUUUUUACUCCCCAAAAAAUCCAAAUCUAAUCUUAAAAAUGUUUGGGUAACAUCGAUUUAUCCCUUAUUCAUACAUAAAGAAUGGUAUGUUACAGCAGUUUUCCAAACCUACAAGAGAAAGAUGUACAACUAUCGUAGGUUGGAUUCAGAAUAGACUGGCUGAAAUCAAUAAGACUUAAAUUAGUCAGAACAAGACUAAUUGAAGUCUGAUUUCAGUAUUCUAAGCCUGACUGCGGUGGUGGAGCUUUCUGAUAUUCAACCUGAUCUCACAAAAUCAGCAUAAGGAAUGCUACAUUACGUGGCAGAAUAAGGUACAUUUUCUCUGAAUGCAUGCUAACAAGUUUACACCAUAAACAGGGGAGGCAAAAAAAUAUCAUGAUGAUGAUGUCUCAACAGCAUUGAAGUAGAUACCAUACCCAAAUGGUGUGAUUUGUUGUGUCCUCAGCGGCCCUCCAGGUGGCAGAGUGCCUAAAUGUGCCCUCCCAAAAAACUGACCCAGGGCAACGGCCCCCUCCAGCUAUGCCCCUGCAUGACUGGCUCCAGCUGCAUUUGGGUAAGGCAUCUACUUCAAUGCUGCUGAGACGUCAUCUUCAUUUUUCCUCCUCCCCUGUUUAUGGUGUGAACUAGUUAGCAUGCAUUCAGAGAAAACGUAUCUUAUUCUGCCAUGUAAUGUAGCAUUCCAUAUGCUGAUUUUGCGAGAUCAGGUUGAAUGAUAUCAGAAAAGUGCUUUUGUAACUAUUUUAUAUUGACUAAUUUUUUUACUUUGCUCCUUUUUAAAAAUAGCUUACUUUAUCUUGCCACAAAACUAAGUUAAUCUCUCCAGUAGUAUCUUACCAUGUUGACAUCAGUCCAUCACAAUAAUUACAUUCCAAAGACCUUUUUAAAUAGCUCUCAGGGAACAAAAAAGAUAAGCUUUGUGUUUUUCAUGGACCUGAUACAGGUCUGAUAGAGGUCCAAUUCUCCCGGGUUGUUUUCCCCCCAAGGUGCGAUUUAUUAAUAAUUUGGGGUACUUUUCACAUCUGCAUGCCAAGAAACAUGCUUCACGUUUGGUUUCUAAUACAAAUUAAGUUUUGUUACAUAAUGGAACACAAAUAUGCUUAAUGCUUAGGUCUACAUUGGGCAAGGGAAGUCUAGAUGUUUCAGAAUCUACCCAGAUGGGGCUCUUUCCUGUCAUGUAAAAGAUACAAACCUUGGAACAACAUUGCAAUUGAGAGAGUGGCUGCUGUUGAGGAAUUUGUACUAGGAAAAGAUUGUGGACAUAAUUAGCUUUUUGGCUUUCAUGUUACCUCUUUCACCCAUCUCAAAAUCAGCUACCGUGAACUCAUUUUUGCCUCUGUCGUCUUUCCAGCUCUGUUCUGGUCCUACUCAGCUUCUGACUUGUGCUUGCCAACAGUCAUCUCACAAAUAGAUGCCAUUAAUGUUGGUGUACGGUGGCACUGGAAUGGUUUAAAUCACUGUGGCCAGAACUCUGUUCUGAAACUUUAAAAGUCUUGACAUUGUUGUGUAUAUAUUAUAACUGUGUUAAGAGUUAUAAAACAUUCACAAAACGUUAAGACUUAAAGUUUCAGAAAUUGAUAGACACCUUUGUUUAUUUUUUAAAGGAAGUUGGUUUAUUUUUUUUGUUCAAAAAGCAGGUCUUUAAAGUGGAAACAAACAAAAAACCAACUGGGCAUUGCUGAGAACACACUUGCAGAGAUUACUGGCACUCUUCAUUUUAACUAUAUCAUGUGUUGGUCCACCUUUUUAGUAGUGCAUGAACUUGGGAUUGGCCUUGAUUUCUUGAACAUUCCUUCCACUCAGAUUAUUUUAUCAUCCAACACGGGUAACUGAUGUGGUUCCCUCCAGCUGCUUGUGACUACCACUCCCAUCAUCACUGACAAUUAAGCUGGCUGCGGCUGGAGGGUCUUUUGUGCUGUAUUUCUAUGAGACCAGUGAGACUAGGAAAGGGCUAUUAAAGAAAGCAUGGAUAACAUUGACUCGGAAAGGUGAAGAUUUCUUUAAAAGGCUAUGGCCGUAACACACAGGUAUGAGGGCGUGAUCAUUCGCCUAAAUACAGACUAACUCAGAAUUAAAUAAUACAAGCAUAAGAAUUUAAAAUAAGACAUUAAUCAAAUGGACUUUUUAAUCUUUUUGCAAAAGAUUUUUCACAAAGAGCAAGAAAUCUAAAGGCUGGUAAUUCUGGCCUUACUGCAUGCCACAGUGUGCCUUUUGUUUCCUUUCUGUAUUCUGACCUCACACUUCAGAUGACAGAGCUGAACUGUGAGUAUUUUUGAAAAACUUUUGUUUCCCAUCUUCAUACUUAAUAUAUUGCAUUGAAGAGAAUUUCAGCAAGCUAAAUCACCUUCCUAAUUAUAGGACAAGCUAUGUUAACCACAACCCAUAUUUGUAUAUAGCAUUUAUUUUAUACACAAUGGCUUUUCAGUUUGUUUCACUGUAAUGCUGCUGGGGGUAGAGAGGGAAUGUUUAAAUAUGGUCUUGCAUAUACUGGCAAUUUCUGUUGAAAAAAAAUAUUUGAAUAAAAUUCUAUUACCGGUAA
Molecule: messenger RNA, 10728 nt
Organism: Zootoca vivipara (common lizard)
Lineage: Eukaryota; Metazoa; Chordata; Lepidosauria; Squamata; Lacertidae
Source: RefSeq, a predicted model, not a curated record